UCCGUCGCCCGGCCGGAGCGGGAGCCGGAGCGGAGCCCGGGCCAGAGACGGCGGAAUGGAGCCCCAGCGCGCGCCCGCGCUGCGCCGCCUGCUUCCGCCGUUGCUGCUCUUACUGCUGCCACUGCCCCCCCGCGCCCGGGCCAAGUAUGUGCGGGGCAACCUCAGCUCCAAGGAGGACUGGGUGUUCUUGACAAGAUUUUGUUUCCUCUCGGAUUAUGGCCGGCUGGACUUCCGUUUCCGCUAUCCUGAGGCCAAGUGCUGUCAGAACAUCCUCCUCUAUUUUGAUGAUCCAUCCCAAUGGCCAGCAGUGUACAAGGCAGGGGACAAGGACUGCCUGGCCAAGGAAUCAGUGAUCAGGCCGGAGAACAACCAAGUCAUCAAUCUCACCACCCAGUAUGCCUGGUCAGGCUGUCAGGUGGUGUCAGAAGAGGGAACCCGCUACCUGAGUUGCUCCAGUGGCCGCAGCUUCCGCUCUGUGCGUGAAAGGACCCUCCUUAGGCCUCCACACUCCCUACAGGGAGAUGGGCUGCAGCUGGAGUAUGAGAUGGUCCUCACCAAUGGCAAGUCAUUCUGGACAAGACACUUCUCUGCUGAUGAGUUUGGGAUCCUGGAGACAGAUGUGACCUUCCUUCUCAUCUUCAUCCUCAUCUUCUUCCUCUCCUGUUACUUUGGAUAUUUGCUGAAAGGUCGUCAGUUGCUUCACACAACUUAUAAAAUGUUCAUGGCUGCAGCAGGAGUGGAGGUCCUGAGCCUCCUGUUUUUUUGCAUCUACUGGGGCCAGUAUGCCACCGAUGGCAUUGGCAAUGAGAGCGUGAAGAUCCUGGCCAAGCUGCUCUUCUCCUCCAGCUUCCUCAUUUUCCUGCUCAUGCUCAUCCUUCUGGGGAAGGGAUUCACGGUGACACGGGGCCGCAUCAGCCAUUCGGGCUCUGUGAAGUUGUCUGUGUACAUGACCCUGUACACCCUCACCCACGUGGUGCUGCUUAUCUACGAGGCUGAAUUCUUUGACCCAGGUCAGGUACUGUACACAUAUGAGUCUCCGGCUGGCUACGGACUCAUCGGGCUGCAGGUGGCAGCCUACGUGUGGUUCUGCUACGCUGUGCUCAUCUCCCUGCGCCACUUUCCUGAGAAGCAGCCCUUUUACGUGCCCUUCUUUGCUGCCUACACCCUCUGGUUCUUUGCAGUUCCUGUCAUGGCCCUGAUUGCCAAUUUUGGGAUCCCCAAGUGGGCCCGGGAGAAGAUUGUCAAUGGCAUCCAGCUGGGAAUCCACCUGUAUGCCCAUGGAGUGUUCCUGAUCAUGACUCGCCCAUCGGCGGCCAACAAGAACUUCCCAUACCACGUGCGCACGUCGCAGAUCGCCUCCGCAGGUGCUCCGGGCACCGGAGGGAGCCAAUCCACAGACAAGGCCUUUCCGCAGCACGUCUAUGGGAAUGUGACCUUCAUUAGCGACUCGGUGCCCAACUUCACGGAGCUCUUCUCCAUCCCCCCGCCCACCUCUUCCGCCGGGAAGCAGGUGGAGGAGACAGCGGUAGCGGCGGCGGUGGCCCCGAGGGGCCGUGUGGUGACCAUGGCCGAGCCGGGCGCAGCCUCCCCGCCCCCUCCCGCUCGGUUCCCCAAGGCUGCCGACCUGGGCUGGGAUGGCCCGACGCCGCCCUACCAGCCGCUCGUGCCCCAGACGGCGGCGCCACACACCGGCUUCACCGAAUACUUCAGCAUGCACACGGCCGGGGGCUCCGCACCCCCGGUCUGAGCAUCCCUGGCCACCCCUGUCCCAUGGACCGCCCACCGGGCCCCGGCUGGGCUCCGGACCCCAAGCUUUGUCCCGUUCCCAGGGCUCGACCAACCCCAGCCCUCCCAACUCUUCCCACCCCGCGCGCCCAGGUCGGGUGCGCUGCGUCCCGCCCCCCCUUUUUCUCUCGUGCCAAACGGUCCCGCGGGAGCCGCUCUCCCCGUCCCCUCCCUCAGCCCCUGCCCCGAACGGCGCCGGAUUCUGGGCUCCCGCUGUUCCGUGAUCUCCGACCCCCUGAUCCCCUCCGAGACCUCUGACCCCACCGGACUCCGGAAAACCCACGAUGACCGCCGGGACCCAGAUCGUGACUCCAGGAUUCCACGACCCCGAGCCAUUACUCCCGGGACGGAUACUGUGAAGCUGGUCUCGACUCUAACCCUCCCUCGGAUCUGUGACCUUGGACCCGUGCUCUCUGCCCCUCUCUGCAUUCCGGGGGCCUUCCCUCGGUCCCUGGCAGAAACAUUACCCCUGCCUUCUUGCCAAAAUAAAAAGGGAUUUGUUUUUAU
Sciurus carolinensis (gray squirrel) is the source of this 2292-nucleotide messenger RNA. It is a transcript of the gene Tmem145, whose product is annotated as transmembrane protein 145. Gene Ontology annotation, biological process: response to pheromone; G protein-coupled receptor signaling pathway. The coding region runs from base 56 to 1747 and encodes 563 amino acids. The transcript is spliced from 15 exons. The record is from RefSeq and is a predicted model, not a curated record. NCBI's taxonomy places the organism in Eukaryota, Metazoa, Chordata, Mammalia, Rodentia, Sciuridae.